UAAAGGCUUGAGGAAGCCGAGCAAACAUCUCUAAGUCGGGAUCCAUCGACUUCUAUCAUCCACAAACGGUUGAACGCUCCGCCAAGUCGCCGAUUCUCUUAGCGGUUUCAUCCUCCGUCAGACGCCAACACGCAGCACAUCAGCAGCACCGCAGCACGCCUCUUCAGUCGUCAACUACUCACAUCACUCCCGUCGCUCAGUCGCCUGCUCUCAGCCACUCAACCUUCAGCGGCUCAGUCAAUCGGCGCUUCCCUCAAUUUUCACAUCCAACCAUUCAUAGUCCCGGACUUCCAAUAUUUCAGGGCAGAGGCUGGAUAUACAUGCAUGUGAUCGCUUCGCCAGCUCUUCAUCAUCAUAACUAUCCUGCUCUUCAAUUAUACUCAUGGAUAUAGUGAAAAGCAUCAGGGCAUAUUACUUGAAAAUAAGGAACUGUAUUUCUCCCCCACCCCCUCCCAAACCUAAUGAGGCAAACCUCACUUUCAUGACUUGUCUGUUAAAAGUAGACACCAAUUCUCCAGGGUGGCACAAAGCAAUCAUAGCUAUCUUAAGAAGCAAUAAAGGAGUGAGAAGCUUCAAGAUGAGUCAAAGCGGAAAGAUAAUGGUGACGGGGACAGGGGAUCUGAACCUGCUCCUCAAAAUGCUGAAAAAAACUGAAAAAUCAACAGAGCUGGUUUGGGUUCAAUCCGGCCUCUGCUCUUCUAACUUGUUCCUCAUCAAUGAUAAUGGCCACCAGCAGCAGCAGCUGGGACCACGAGGACCUUUUGGUCUACAGCCGUGGAACCAACCUGCUCCCCUUCACUCCCACUACGACUUCAACGGACUUUUUACUACUAUGUCACCGCCCCCACUGCCACCGCCGCCGCCGCCUGCUUAUCAUGGCCCACCGCCUCUCAAUACCACAUUUGGAGUGGAUCAUAAUAGAAGCUACCUUCAACAUGGUCGACGACCAUUCAGACCCAGCAACCAGGGAUGGUUUUAGAUGUGCAAUUUCAAAAUUUUCUUAUUCUAUAUGUAAUGUAAUUUCAUUAAAAUUUUAUACAUACGUGUUUCCCCUUAACGUUUGAUUUUCAUUUUUAAUUUAUACUGUAAUAUCAUACCGAUUAUAAUAAAUAAAAUACUUAAGAGGAGUUAUAGAGUUUAUCUUGAUCGAGUGAAAGAUCUAAAA
This is a messenger RNA of Cuscuta europaea, 1165 nucleotides long. The record is from the annotation of a GenBank genome assembly. NCBI's taxonomy places the organism in Eukaryota, Viridiplantae, Streptophyta, Magnoliopsida, Solanales, Convolvulaceae.